UACAAAUACAUCUUAAAGGUGCUAAUGUAACAUUUUCAUCCAGUCAAAUGUUAUGUUGGUUGUAUUUUUUUGUGAUGUUUGUGUAAAGUUAAAAAAGAAACAGGAAGUGUAUCGGGACCAGUAUGUUUACAUCUGACGAAAUGGUCUAUAACCGAACUCACACCCGUAAAUAUUCAACCGCAUUCUCGGAACACACGCGUUGUGUGAACGGAACAAGACUGGACAACUAGUUGUCCAUCACGUCAUUCAGUGCGGGAGAGCCGCUCUGCCACACGAACGCGCGUCUACCGUGUGCUACAUGCUUUCAUUUGUGGUUUCGGUAAUUCACAGCGACGGAGAAAUGACCUGUGUGUCAUCCGAAAGUUUUACAUCCAGUCUCCACCGGAGCCGCUGGCGUUAAUUUUGUGUUCCGCGCGCGACUCAAAUGCUCCGCUCUCCACCAUAUAAAAGCUUUUGUCGGUUAAUGACAGUUUGAUGGAUGAACUCAGCUGGACUCUUGUCGUGUCAGAAAGUGAUAAGGCUUUCAGUUCUAUGGACGUCGCCAUCUUUGAUAUUACUUUUAUCACUGUCGCUAUGGUUACUAAUAAGAAGGACCAGAGAUGUUCUGAAUGAAAGGAGGAACUGGCAGCCUUUCGAUAACAAUGCUGGAGAACUUGAGCGGAGCCCACAUUGAUCGACCCGCCCCUAGAUCAUCCGCGUUCAGCUUCUCUGCCCUGUUUGCUCUGCCACACCACCUUCACAUGGAUGGGAGCAGUCAUCCAUUCAGGAGGACUCUGUACCGGUUGAAGUUGGUAAGUUCUCCAAAUCUGAGUCAGCUGGGCAAAAAUGAAAAAGCUUCACUGGAGGAGAGAGGAUCAGGUCCUAAUGCCACAUGGAACAGCAUUCACAAUGCAGUUAUUGCUGUAUUCCAAAAGAAAGGACUGGCAGACAACGAACUCUAUACGCUCAAUGAAGGCGUAAGGCAGCUAUUGAAAACUGAACUGGGCUCGUUCUUUACAGAAUACCUCCAGAAUCAGCUUUUAACUAAAGGCAUGGUCAUUUUACGGGACAAAAUAAGAUUUUAUGAAGGUCAGAAGUUACUGGACUCUUUGGCUGAGACAUGGGACUUUUUCUUUUGUGAUGUUCUUACUAUGCUUCAAGCCAUCUUCCACCCCGUCCAGGGGAAAGAGCCGUCUGUGCGUCAGCUGGCCCUGCUGCACUUCCGAAACACCAUCACCCUUAACGUGAAGCUGGAGGAGGCUCUGUCCAGACCGCGAGCCCGUGUCCCUCCCUCCAUCGUCCAGAUGCUUUUGGUGCUACAGGGGGUUCAUGAAUCUAAAGGUGUGAGUGAAGAAUACCUGAAGCUGGAGUCUCUUAUUCAGAAGGUGGUGUCGCCGUAUCUGGGCACGCAGGGACUGUGUUCACAUGAGUGUGGCGCCUCUCAGUGCUCCUGUGUUAUCGAGAGGCGUUUGCAGUAUUGCUGGUCCAAAUCUGCAGACCUGCCCUCCACUAAUCCGGUAGUGCGCUCCAAGAGUUACAACAUCCCCAUGCUGACCCCCGUGGCCGAGUACGACUCCGAGGUGAGCUCUGUGGGCAGCGUCGGCAUCCGGCGUCACUCUGCAUGUGAUGUCACUUCCUGCAUAGAGCCCCAGGGCUAUUCGGCCCUGUCUGUGGGAAUAGAGACCAGCUCGACCCCCAGACUCUCACUGGAUCACGACCUCACCCUGUCCGGUGUGAUGCGAGGGGCCACGGGACAGCCCGCUCUGAUUUCUCCGCCCGUCUUCAUCCACACCUCCGCAGGGUGUCUGCACGCAGCGGACGCCCCGAUGGCUUCGUCUGAGGCGGACAAGGCCCAUUCGUCUCCCCCGAGCUGCUCCUCCAGUCCAGAGACGAUUGUAAUGCAGGGCCUGGACUCACUGGAAUCAGAUCCUGAUGGAAUCUUCAUCGACUUUUCCCACUGCCGCUCCGAUUCUUUUGGAACGAGUAGGAAAACUAGCUGAUGUGAGGAAUGCAUUUCAAAUGUUUAUGAGUAUAAACUACCACUAUUUUCUGUGAACUUGUGAAGUAGCUAUGUACGUUGUGAUUUUGAAAACUGGAAUCUCAUUCCUGCUUUGCGCAAAAGCCAAGGCUGCUUUGUGGGAAAAAAUGGGAGAAGACUCGAUUUAAAGUGAUUGUUUUCAUAAUGUUCUAAACCUGUGGAUGAAUUUUUGAAUUUUUCUAGUUUUUCAUAGACAAUAGACAUGGAAUGUCUCCAUUUUAAUUAUUACACAUUUUACUGUCUCUCAUUUAUGGAAGCUUAUUUCCGCCACGGAAUAAAUCUUACGAUUUUGAGUUUGGAUCUCACAAUUCAGACUUUUUUCCCAGUACUGUGAGAUAUAAACUCAGAAUUGCUCGCUGUUAAUUCACAAUUGCAGGAGAAAAGUUGAAAUUACAUUUGUUUUUUGUUGUUUUGUUUUGUUUUUUUGGCCACAAAAAACACCCAAAAAACCUGGAAUUGUGAGAGAUAUCAGAAAAAAGUCAGAAUUCUUAAAAAAAAAAAAAAAAGUUUAAAACUCUCAAUUCUGAGGAAAAAAGUUAGUUGCGAGUUUAUAAUUUGAAAUUGUGAGAUAUCAAAAAAAAGUCAGAAUUCUAAAAAAGGUUUAAAACUCACAGUUCUGUGGGAAAAAGCUCUGUUGUUUUGUUUUGUUUUGUUUGGUGGCCAAAAAAAAAAACGGAAUUGUGAGAUAUCCGGAAAAAAAAAAGUCAGUUGCACGAUAUAACCCGCAAUUACGAGUUUAGAAUUUGAAAUGAUGAGAUAUAAACUCGCCCCCAAAGCAAUUACAAUAUAUUCGAGAAAAAAAAAACGUUAAAAUUCUAAAAAAGUUUAAAACUCACAAUUCUGAGAAAAAAGGCAGUUUUGAGUUGUAACUCGCAAUUAUGAGUCUAUAAUUUCAAGUUGUGAAUUCACAGCAAGUAAAAGAAAAAUAUCCCAAUUACCUUUGUUUUGUGUUGUUUUGUUUUGUGGCCAAAAAGUUGUGAGAUAUCAAAAAUAAAGUUUAUAAUUUAAAAUUGUGAGAUAUAAACUUAGAAUUGCUCACUGUUAAUUCACAAUUGCAAGAAAAAUGUCAUAGUUAAAAUUUUUUUUUUUUUUUUUUUUUUUUUUUCAUGGCAAAAAAAGAAAUUGUGGGAUAUCCAACAAAAAGUCAAAAUUAUUUAAAAAAAAUAGUUAAAAUCACACAGUUCUGAGAAAAAAGUCUGUUGUGAGUUGUAACUCACAGUUACGAGUUUAAAAUUUUAAAUUCAGAAUUGCUUGCUGUUUAUUCACAGUUGCUAGAAAAGAAGUCGCAAUUACUGUUUUGUUUGUUCUGUUUGUUUGUUUUUUUUGUGGCCAAAAAAAAUGGAAUUGUAAAAUUUUAGAAAAAAUGGCAAAAAAAAAAAAAAAAAAAUGAAAUUGUGGGACAUCAGAAAAAAAGUCUGAAAUUAAAAUAUUCGAAAAAAAACGUUAAAAUUCUAAAAAAGUUUAAAACUCACAAUUCUGAGGAAAAAAAGCCAGUUAUGAGAUGUAAUAUGCAAUUACGAGAUUAUAGUUUGAAACUAUGAGAAAUAAACUCAGAAUUGCUCACUGUUAAUUCAAGAAAAGUUGCAGUUACUGUUUUGUUUAUUCUGUUUUUUUUUUUCUUGUGGCCAAAAAAGUAGAAUUGUAAAAUUUUAGAAAAAAUGGACAAAAAAAAUUGUGAGAUUUCAAAAAAAAGUCAAAAUUCUAAAAAAAAAAAAAAAAAAAAAAAAAAAGAAAA
This is a messenger RNA of Labeo rohita (rohu), 3752 nucleotides long. RefSeq names its product proline rich 5a (renal) (gene prr5a). The transcript is spliced from 10 exons. Bases 609 to 1979 code for a protein of 456 amino acids. The record is from RefSeq and is a predicted model, not a curated record. Gene Ontology annotation, biological process: TORC2 signaling. Gene Ontology annotation, cellular component: TORC2 complex. Lineage: Eukaryota; Metazoa; Chordata; Actinopteri; Cypriniformes; Cyprinidae.